Linum tenue is the source of this 1234-nucleotide messenger RNA. The record is from the annotation of a GenBank genome assembly. Lineage: Eukaryota; Viridiplantae; Streptophyta; Magnoliopsida; Malpighiales; Linaceae.
GACAGAGAGAACAACAAAAGUUUGCUCAUUAUAUUUUACCCAAAAGUCUUAACUUCUCACGUUACAUAUCACCGGCGGCCGAUUCAUAUGGCUCCGGCGACUCCCAACGUCAAAAGCCGGGUCCUGAUCAUCGGAGCGACGGGUCUCAUCGGCCGGCAUGUGGCGGAGGCCAGCCUGGACGCCGGUCGACCCACCUACCUUCUCACUCGGUUGACCUCUUCCGCCGCCGGCGACCCUUCAAAAGUCCAAAUACUUGAGUCUCUCCGGGACAAAGGUGCCAUCAUCGUACAGGGUUCGAUAUCAGAGAGGGAAAGCUUGGAGAAGGUAUUGAAAGAGAAUGAAAUUGAGGUCGUGAUAUCAGUGGUAGGUGGAGGGAAUUUGCUUGACCAGAUUACACUUGUCCAGGCUAUCAAAUCGGUUGGUACCAUUAAGAGGUUUUUGCCAUCCGAGUUCGGUCACGACGUAGACAGAGCAAACCCAGUGGAGCCAGGGCUGUCCUUCUAUCAGCAAAAGAGGCAAGUGAGGCGCUCCAUCGAACAAAACCACAUCCCAUACACUUACAUCUGCUGCAACUCCAUCGCUUCAUGGCCUUACCACGACAACACUCACCCUUCCGACCUCCCUCCUCCCCUCCACCACCUCCCCAUCUACGCCGACGGCGCCGCCAAAGCUUACUUUGUGACUGGAGCUGACAUCGGGAAGUUCACAAUGAAGACGGUGGACGACCCUCGAGCCUUGAACAAGUCGGUCCAUUUUCGACCCGCGGUGAACUACCACAACAUGAACGAGCUGGCUUCUCUGUGGGAGGAGAAGCUCGGCAGGACCAUCCCUCGCGUUACAGUUACAGAAGCCGACCUGCUAGCUCUUGCUGCUGAGAAUCGGAUUCCGGAGAGCAUAGUUGCAUCCUUCACCCACGACAUAUUCAUCAAGGGCUGCCAAUCGAACUUCGAGAUCGAUGGUGUCAACGAUGUAGAAGCCAGCAGCCUCUACCCCGACGAAACCUUUCAGACUGUCGAUCAAGUGUUCGCUGAUUUCGCGCUCAACCUUCAACACGAAUCGUGAGAUGCAGGAUGCAGGAUGCUGAAAUCCCAUGAUUGUCAAAGACAGGCAGCUUCUUCAGGAACCUUCAGUUCAGAAAUAAACAUCCAGUAUGGGAAUGAAAAGUAAUAAAUACCAGGGGGGUGAAGAACUUCAGUGGUAAUAAGAGCAAUUGAAGCAGAACAAAAUUUCUGAA